AUGAAUCCAUACGAGGCUUAUGGCUCCCCGCCUACUGAAAGAUCGCCGCCCAGAUAUCGGCCACGAGAUGAGGAGCCUUACGAGCGGACUGAGCGGACUGACUCAUACCGUAGACGGUCUCCAGCGAAUGACCGGAGACGCCCGCCUCCGCGCAAUCGGUCGCGUUCGCCGGUAGGGAUCGAUCGGUACCAACCAGACCGUGACCGCGCUCCCCGAGACGAUUAUUACGAAGCGCCAAGAGCCGCGCCUAGAGACCGCGAUGAUCGCCGGAGGGCUCCUUCUCCCAUUGCUGCCAACAUCGACCGCUAUGUCCCUGGCCAGGAACCUACCAAGCCGGCCGUCCGGGUCAAUCCACUGGCGAAUCCACUCUCCCUCGACACGCAGGCUGGGUUUAGCUUCUUUGCCGAUUGGUGGCGAUGCGAAAAUCAGAUCAAGGAAGAGAAGGAGCGCGCCAAACACGGCGGACGCAGACCGUCGGAUCGCGUCAAGGGCGAGCGCGAGGCCAAGGAAGACCGUGAGAAAGAACGGGCGCAAAUCCAGCAAGCAUACGACCAGUACAAACAAGAGUUCCAAAUCAAGAUGGCCAAGCAGUUCGUGCUGCAGCACAAGAACGAAGAAUGGUUCAAGGAACGAUACGUCCCGGAAACACGAGAUCCGAUUCGCAAGCGCCUGACGGAAUCCCGCGAGGAGGCUUUCGAACGGUGGGUCCGAGACAUCGAGACCGGCCUGUUCGACGAAUUCACGCUGGAGGGAAUCUACAAGAACGAUAGUGACGGGGCCGGCGGUAUGGUGGAGAAAGAAGAGGGCGAGGCCGUGGGCGGUGGCGAGCUGCUCGGUGUCCUGGACUUGGUGCCCGCUAAAGGUGGCGACUUGAGGGACGAGUCUGUCUACGACCCGGCCCUUCUCAUCAAGACGCUGGCGCCCAAUGUGGGGCGCGAACGGAUCGAGGAGUUCUGCAAGGAGCAUCUCGGCGAGGAGGACGGCGGCUUCAAGGGACUGUCACUGAGCGACCCUAACCCGGCGAAGAAGUUUCACCGCAUCGGUUGGAUCAUGCUCAAGCCCGGUCAAGACGAUGACGGCGAGGCGAUGCAGGAGGUCGAGCGCGGGGAUGGCCGCGACGACGACGAGGAGGGCGAAGAGCCGGCCAAGGUGGAGGGCAAGACGGUCGCGGAAAAGGCCCUCGAGCUGAUCAAUGGCAAGACCAUCACCGAUCCUGUGAGGGGAGAUUUCACGUGCCACGUUGGCGUCCACAACGCGCCGAACGCCCCGCGCAAGAAGGCCCUCUGGGACCUGUUCUCGGCCCCGGAGCGCAUCGAGCGAGACUACGAGCUCGCCCGGCGAUUGGUCUCCAAGCUCGACACCGAGUUGGGUAAGGACGAAAGUGCCGGAGCCCUGGCUAAGAUUGAUGCCCGGGUGGAACAGAUGCGGAACCAGGGUCUGCUGCAACCUCCGCCGAAGCCGAAGAAGCCUAACUUCGAGGACAACGACGACGAAAUCAAGUUUGACGAAGAGGGCGAAGAAGGAGAGGAGAAUGAAGAGGAGCAGGACGACGAAGAGCUGCUGGUGAUCAAGAAGAAGCUCGACUUGAUGGUGGAGUAUCUUCGUCGUGUCUUCAACUUCUGCCUGUUCUGCGUCUUUGAAUCUGAUUCGGUCCAUGAGCUCGUCCGGAAAUGUCCUGGUGGCCACCUCCGACGCCCGCGAGCGGGCUUGAGUAGCGCAGCCAAGGCCGCUGCCCGAGCCAGUGCUCUGGGGGAGCCGUUCCCGGGCAAGAAGAAGGACGGGAGAAGCGAGACGGGCUACGACGAUGAACCCCCCAGUCCCGCCCAGGACAAACGACCCGCCAAGUUCUACAAGAACGACCAACAGCUCCUGCGUGCUUUCAACUGGGUCAAGACCUUUGAAGAGAAGCUGCUCCAGAUUCUCGAGCCCGAAUACGUCGACUUGAAGAAGAUUGGAGGCCGGCCGGUCGAAGAGGCGCUGGACGACGAACUCUCCAAGUUUGUCAAGCAGGAGGAUGAGGCCAAGUUCCGCUGCAAAGUGCCCGAGUGCACGAAGCUGUUCAAAGCCGAGCAUUUCUGGCGAAAGCACGUCGAGAAACGCCACGAGGAGUGGUUUGUGGCGCUGAAGAAUGAUCUCGACCUCGUGAAUCGGUACGUGCUGGACCCGGCGCACAUCGCACCCUCCCGCUCCGACGCCAAUUCGAACGGGCAUUUCCCUCUCCCUAGCAGCCACCAUCUCAACAACGGAACUCCACGGGGCUUCAGCUUGCAGAACAUGGGCAUGAACAUGUUGAACUUUGGUCAAAACACGGGGCUGGGCCUACCCAACGCGCCGUCGCCUUUCGUCUCGGGCGUGAACUUCAAUGCCGACGGUCUGAAUGGCAGCCACGGCGGCGGUCCCAUUCGGCGCGGAGGAGGCCGAUACGGUAACCGCUCUGGACCGUACGACCGAAACCCGCGCAACGGUCAACGUGGAUACAACAACGUCGGUUCCAUGGUGAGGGGGAAUCUGCUGCCUGGCCUCAAUCCAGGGUUCAUCGCCCAAGGUGGCGGAGGAGGCGGCGGAAAAUGGGGCGACGGUGCCGGCGGGGGUAUGAACGCCGUCGGACCGAGGGAGGCCGUCCAGGGCCGAAGCAUCAAGAGCUACGAGGACCUUGACGCGCAGCCCAACGGCAGUGCAGGUGGCGCUGGAGCUCGUGCCGCUGCGCAAGCCGCCAGCGGUGCCGAGCUGGACUAUUGA
This is a messenger RNA of Capronia epimyces CBS 606.96, 2739 nucleotides long. RefSeq lists its product as uncharacterized. Gene Ontology annotation, cellular component: nuclear body. The transcript is spliced from 3 exons. Gene Ontology annotation, biological process: mRNA processing; primary miRNA processing. Bases 1 to 2739 code for a protein of 912 amino acids. The record is from RefSeq and is a predicted model, not a curated record. Lineage: Eukaryota; Fungi; Ascomycota; Eurotiomycetes; Chaetothyriales; Herpotrichiellaceae.